AUGUGUUCAAAAAGUUUGCCAACACUUGUGUGGACACAAGUAUUACUUCUAUUACUUACUCUACAAAUACUGUUAAUAUCGGGCGUUAAGCUGUCGGCGCCGGACUCGGCGCGACAAUGCGAGCCGAUACGGAUCGACAUGUGCCGGGGGCUGGGAUACAACGUGACGGGUAUGCCAAACAUGGUGGGGCACGAGCUGCAACAGGACGCGGAGCUGCAGCUGCAGACGUUUACCCCUCUGAUUCAGUACGGGUGCUCAUCGCAGCUACGGUUCUUCCUGUGCGCGGUCUACACGCCCAUGUGUACCGAUAAGGUGCCCAUCAGUAUCGGCCCCUGUAGGCCACUGUGCGAGAACGUGCGCCACAGGUGUGAGCCCGUGCUCCAGGAGUUUGGCUUUCCCUGGCCCUCAGCACUGAACUGCUCGAAGUUCCCGCUGGAGAACAACCACCAGCACAUGUGUAUGGAGGGCCCCGAACCUGAACACCACGAACGCCUCCCUCAGCACAAGUACCCCACAGCCCACUCCAUACCAGCCGGUGGUGGAGGCGGUGGCGGCGGUCGAGGCGGACACAGCGGGCGCCGCAAUAAACCCAAUAAACACCAUAAGCCCUCUCAGACGGCCGUACCGGACGGACAGUUCAGUCGUGGAGGCACUGGUAGUGGCGGACAGCCGUCAAUUGUGUCGGUGGCCAAUGGCGGGCACAGCCUAUCGGUCGACACGACCCGCAAACACCACUACAACCUGUGUCUGGACUACAAGUACUUCGAUCAGUACUAUUACAUCAACCGAACCGAACGGUGCGCUCAUAACUGUUCCGCAGACAUACUGUUCACCUCAGAGAACAAGAACUUCGCCGAUCUGUGGACAGCCAUAUGGGCCGUCAUGUGCUUCGUGUCCACACUCUUCACAAUCAGCACAUUCCUCGUCGACUCGACCCGAUUCCGGUACCCGGAGAGGGCCGUCAUCUUCUUGGCCGCCAACUACUGCAUCUACUCGUGCGCCUACAUCUACCGGCUGAUUGCCGGCCGUCAAGACGUGGCCUGUCAUGUGGACAGUCAGCACAACGUGUCGAUACUGAUCCAGGAGGGCCUCGACAAUGUCAACUGCACCGUCAUAUUCGUGUUGCUCUACUUCUUCGGCAUGGCGUCGGCUGUUUGGUGGCUAAUACUGGCGUUCACCUGGUUUUUGGCGGCAGGCCUUCGGUGGUCACCGGCAGCUAUUGACUCGAAGUACACGUACUAUCACUUCAUUGCGUGGAUACUACCGGCCCUCAAGACGAUAGCCAUUCUAGUGAUGCGAGUGGUGGACGCCGACGAGCUGACCGGCACCUGCUAUGUGGGCCAACAGUCCCGGUCCACUCUCUUAUACUUUGUGAUCAUACCGUCGGCCGUAUACCUGGCCCUGGGAGUACUCUUCCUAUUGGGCGGCCUCUGCGCCAAACUUUACGCCAACGAUCAGCCCAUUUGUCACACGUGUAUCAUCCCAACCCGUGUCCGACACGGUUCACACCACUCAACAAUUACCUCCAGUUCCCACAGCACCACAUGCCCUCAUCCAUUGUUAAGUCAGUCGCAAACGGCCGGUGCUGUCAACAGUUGCUAUAAGGGCUCGACAACGGGUACGGCCGCCACAACUGCCAACCCAUAUAAUAGUGAGAAACUGAAUGUCCUGAUGGUGAGGGUCGGCAUAUUUGCGCUCAUAUACACCCUCCCGGCCACCAGUGUUUUGGGCGCCAAUAUCUACGAGUACUGGGCCCGUGACUCGUGGUAUCUGAUGAGCGCCGGUGCCAUCCAUGACAGGCCUAAUGUCGAGAUCUUCACUCUGAAGAUAUUCAUGUCGUUAGUGAUCGGCAUUAAGACCGGUCUCUGGAUGUGGUCCUCGAAGACGCCGUUCACGACGUGGCGUAAAGUCGGCAAACGUCUCGUCCAAAAGAAACAGCCCCUUCCCCUCUACCUCCAGGGAGUCAACGGCCCCGGCAUUGUGGCCGCACAUAAACAGGCACUCAUACCAGUGAUGACCAGCAAUGGACAGGUAGGCGCUAAUGGGAAACGAACGCGAGUUAAGGGCGCCGGCGGUAAUGAGACGGCCGUAUGA
This is a messenger RNA of Oppiella nova, 2094 nucleotides long. The record is from the annotation of a GenBank genome assembly. NCBI's taxonomy places the organism in Eukaryota, Metazoa, Arthropoda, Arachnida, Sarcoptiformes, Oppiidae.